AUGUUGAACAAAGCCCUGGAGGCGUUUGGUGAUCUUGGAGAUGACGCGGAACUAGGACCUGCUGAUUGGCCUACUGUUAAAAGAUAUAUUACAAUCUUGAAUGAUGUGGAAGAGGAACGCGUGCACCCUCAUGCUGUAUCCGAGAGUGAUGAUAAUUUACACCAUAUGAAUUUGAAAGAUACACGCAUUCGCUUUUUAAAUGGUGUUCAAGCUGCUUAUUGGGGGAUGCUUGAUGAGGGACAGAUCACACAAACUACAGCAAAUCUUUUAAUGCAAUCUGUGGAUGAAGCAAUUGACUUGAUAUCUCAUGAGCCUUUGUGUGAUUGGAAAGGUUUAAAAGCUAAUGUUCAUAUCCCAGGCUAUUAUAAAGUUCUUCAAAGUGUUAUCCCCCGAAAGCUCGUUACAUACUUCACUGUCGAAAGAUUGAAAUCGGCAUGUUCUAUGUGUGCUGCGUUUCUUCAUGCACAUAGAGUUGCACGGCGGCAACUAAAUGACUUUAUUGGUGGCAGUGAGAUUGCAUCUAUUGUAAUUAAUGAAAGUAAGGCAGAAGGAGAGGAAAUAAGGAAGUUCCUGGAAGAACUUCGUGUUACAUUUCCACAGGCUUUGCAGGUUGUGAAAACAAGGCAAGUGACCUAUUCUGUGCUGAAUCAUUUAAUUGAUUAUCUCCAUAAUCUUGAGAAGGUUGGGUUGUUGGAGGAAAAAGAGAUGAAUCAUCUAGAAGAUGCUGUCCAGACCGACUUGAAAAGGCUAUUACGGAAUCCUCCUUAA
Ilex paraguariensis (yerba mate) is the source of this 768-nucleotide messenger RNA. Lineage: Eukaryota; Viridiplantae; Streptophyta; Magnoliopsida; Aquifoliales; Aquifoliaceae. The record is from the annotation of a GenBank genome assembly.